Molecule: messenger RNA, 2076 nt
Organism: Poecilia latipinna (sailfin molly)
Lineage: Eukaryota; Metazoa; Chordata; Actinopteri; Cyprinodontiformes; Poeciliidae
Product: zinc finger and SCAN domain-containing protein 2-like
Exons: 2
Coding region: 88-996 (302 amino acids)
Biological process (GO): regulation of transcription by RNA polymerase II
Molecular function (GO): DNA-binding transcription factor activity, RNA polymerase II-specific; RNA polymerase II cis-regulatory region sequence-specific DNA binding
Source: RefSeq, a predicted model, not a curated record
AAGCAGCUCCGUGACUAGCUUCCGGUUAGCUCAGUUAGCUAGUGCUUGUCGCUGUGUCCAGGUGUGUUGUGAGUCUGCGCAGCAACAAUGUGUUCCGUUGAGCCUCUGAGAGAGUUUAUCAGAGAGAGACUAACUGCUGCUGCUGAAGAAAUCUUCACCCAGCUGGAAAAAACCAUCGUCCAGUACGAGGAGGAGAUCGACCGGCAGCGGAGACUGCUGGACCUCACCUGGAGACCCCGAACCGAGCAGAACCCCGCAGACGUCCAGCAGCGUCUUCUCAGCAGGAAGCAGCAGGUUCUGAUGGCGCCACUGCUCUCCAACCAGGAGACGCUUUCUGGACUGACGGAACCAGAACCAGAAACUGUGGACCGGGACCCAGAGGCUGUGCAGGUUAAAGAGGAGCCGGAUGAUGAGAUUGCAGGUCGGGAUGAAAAUCAGCUCCAUCUAAAGCAGGAGGCCAAUUCCUUCACGGUGAGUCCAGCUGAGGAGGAUGGAGAGGACAGCAACCUGGACCCGGUCCCAUCAGAAUCGGGCCCUGGAGCCCAGGAUGAAGAGCCGGAGGCGAGCCGGGAUGAAGCGCGGGAACAGAACGGGAAGCGGAUGGAGCAGAAGCCUCCGCAGGGUCUGUUUUCCUGUAAGAUGUGCAGCAAGUCUUUCAGCCAGAAGGGAAGCCUGACCAAACACCUGCGGCUGCACGCCGGCGGGAACCCGUUCACCUGCCUGAGCUGCGGCCGCAGCUUCCGCAAACACUUCAGCCUCAUCGUCCACAUGAGGAUCCACACCGGGGAGAAACCCUUCCCCUGCCUUGUCUGCGGUAAGAGCUUCUGCCAGCGGGGCAACCUGAACGUCCACAUGCGCACGCACACCGGCGAGAAGCCCUUCCCCUGUCUCACCUGCGGGAAACACUUCCAGAGGAAGAGCAACCUGACUGCCCACAUGAGGAUUCACAAGAGGAACGCGUUGUGCGUUUCCAUGGCGACGAAUGAGGCAGUUUGACGAGAGGAGGGGAGACAGAUGCUGUGUCCGUUUCCAACAUGGCCGCCUCAGAAGACGUGGAGUUCCCGCAGCCGCCAGUUCUUCCUCGUUGCUUCUGUGUGUUAACGCUGCUUCAUGUCUCUCUAACAUUCAACUUGUACAGAAUCUCAGUUUUACAGUUUAACGUCAGAGACUCAGAAACAAAAACAUAAAAUCUUCACAGUAUGAGUGUUUAAGGACAGUGGUGGAUACGCAACAUCUAAACAUUUCCAUAACUACGUUUCAUCGUUUUUAUGCACAGUUUGAAGUAUGACAUCAGAAAAGGUUGAUGGAAAUGGCAAAAUUCAAAAUAACUUCUUCAAUUUCAUAAAGUUUUUACAUCCCUUGAGGUGGUUUAAGGCUUUUCCAAAAAAGACUUAAUGCACUUAAUGGGAAUAAGUUCUGAUGUAGCGAACGCUGCCAUCCACUGGUGGGUCUGUGCCUUACCAGAAGCACGAAUCCGAAAUGUUUGCUCCACGUUAGCUAGUAAUGUCUACUUCCUGUUUGUCACAUCCAUGCGUAGCAUCAACAUCUGAUGAGCCUGGUUGAUUCACUUCAAACCUGUAGAUGGAAACAUGACUGAUACGCUUUUUCUUUUUUUUUUGCUGCAUUUUAAAAUUUCAUUCAAAAUUCACAGGAAUUGGAUGAACGAUGGUGAUGUAACAAAAUACAACAGAUUUAAAUAUGAACAACAUCAGACAGAUGUUAGAGCUCCUGGGUCCUUCAAACAGUCUAAGCUGUUUCCCAGCUUUAGUCCAUAUUUGGUCGUUUCCUUUUGCUCUGGCACCACCGGACCCGGCAGAACCCAGACAGGCCAGCCUGAGCAUCAAGCUUCAUAAAUCACUCCCAGAACUGGGGUCAGAGGUCAAGCUCCAGCUGCACAGACUCUUCAUCACUUAGUGAUGUUUAGUUCUGGUUGAACUGAAUUGUUUUUUUUAUUCAUUUCCUUUAACAUUUUUCUGGGAGUAUUUCAUGUUUUAGUUUUAGGUUAUUUUUCUGAUGUGCAAUUCUUCAUCUGGUUUAGUGAUUCUAUUAAACUUUAACUUUAAUGUUAUUCUCAUC